Messenger RNA from Bolinopsis microptera, 1593 nucleotides. Its product is annotated as magnesium-dependent phosphatase 1-like. The transcript has 5 exons. The coding region runs from base 31 to 696 and encodes 221 amino acids. NCBI's taxonomy places the organism in Eukaryota, Metazoa, Ctenophora, Tentaculata, Lobata, Bolinopsidae. Gene Ontology annotation, molecular function: acid phosphatase activity. The record is from RefSeq and is a predicted model, not a curated record.
AGGCAUGUCAACUGUUCGAGAUGCUAAAUAAUGGCGACCAUAUGCUGCAAAAUUUAUAGAAGUGAUUGCUUUCGCAAAUUUAAAGCAUAUCCAUUCCACAAGAUUCGUUCAAACUUUUCACCGACCAUUCGAUCAUUUGUUCGACCGGUGAACACGCAUCCUGAUAUGGAGGAAUUCCCCGAGCAGAACCGACCUGGUAUUGUUAUAUUUGACAUGGAUUAUACGGUCUGGCCGUACUGGGCAGACGUACAUCUAGAUCCUCCUUUCUCUGUGUCUAAUGGAGUUGUCAAAGAUUCCCGUAACGAAAAAGUUAAGAUCUAUCCGGACAUUCUUAAGAUUCUUAACUUCUGUAAGCACCAUGAUAUCCCCAUGGCAGUGGCUUCUAAAUCACCGGAGACUACCAUGUACAAAGAACUAAUGAAGUUACUGGACAUUCACAAGUACUUUGUUCAGUUUGAGAUUUACCGAAAAAGUAAAGAAAACCACAUGAAGGUAAUUAAUGAACAACAGAACAUCGAAUUUACUGACAUGAUAUUCUUUGACGAUGACUUUCGGAACAUUGAAUCUACUAGACGAAUUGGAGUCACUGCUGUACAUUGCCCACGAUUAGGAGUAACAUGGAAUAUGUUCCUGGAAGCACUUAAGAAGCACAGCGAUUGUAAGCAAACGAAUCCUAAACAACGACAACUUAAAUAAAGACAAGAAAAAUCUAGCAUUGGCUUCCACAGAUAAGAUCUUCAGUUUCAUUUCGAAUAUUUUGGAUUUGUUUAUAAAUUAAUAUGCAUGAGUAAUGAUAUGAUAAAGUUUAUUUUGUUUUGUAUUUCUGUACAUGAAGAAACAACUACGAUUUUUAAUGAGUUUUAUUUUGCUGAUCUGCUUUAAGUUUAUGUCCAGAGAUAAGAGGUCGUUAUUGACAAUUAGCGGCGGUUUGUGGAUGCACCCCGUACCUUUUUCUGACCCUAGUUCGAUAAAAUCUACGUACUACUGUUCCAUUUUACUUUCAAUAUCAUUAACAAUAACUUUAUAAGUUAUCUUUGAUUGCAUCUUGUAACAUAUCUCAGCGAAUUUCUGCUUGCAACUGUUUUAAAUCACGUACAUAAUACAUUGAUAAUGUAACUGCUUACGUGAUUAACCGAAAUCUUAAAAUUACAGAAUCCUGAUUGAAUUUGAAUUUAUUCGGUUUGAACAUUAUUAUUCUUAGAAUGUCAUUUCUUCACUAGGGGUUUAAACUUUAAACAUAAGUGGGCUCUUAAAGAAAUCUGUUAAUAAUAAAUAAUUUAAUUUAAUUUUUGGAAUGUCUCAACGCGAGUAUUAUAUAGGAUCAUAUCAGUUGAAGUUUUUGGGGAAGGGGGGGGGGGGGGGGGGGGUCAAAUGAGCAAAAUUGGCUUGGGCAUUGAUGGGAUUGAUGGACAUUGUCCAAGAAGCCCGACUUUUGGGUUGAGUAAUGGUUGGGGUUAAGGUUACAGUCCCAGAAGUCUACCCUAUUCCUAACCGUAACAAAUUAAAAAUUGCGGGUAUUAGUUUUUCCAUAUUAUAAAAUUUCUAUGUGUAAAAAUUAACCAGUUUAGUCAUCGAACGAGGUUAUAGUACAAU